AACAAACCCGUCGACGGCAAAGAGUUUUGCCCACACGAUGGGAUGACGUGGGGUAGCUUCACGAAACCCUUCCAUAUUAUAUUGUCUCUCCUCUUCGGUUGACCAUCUUGUCCCAUUCCCAUCCAUCCACACGGGGUUAUUUGCCCACCAUGGACGCCUUCGAGUACACUCCCAACACCGGCCGCGUGGUCUUUGGCAGCGGCACCCUGCAGAAACUGCCCGAGGAGAUCGCCCGGCUGGGCGUGACGGCGCCGCUGGUGCUCUCGACGCCGCAGCAGGUCGAGCAGGCCGAGCGGGUGAAGAGCGUUCUGGGCGGCAAAGUGGCGGGGAUUUUCAGCGAGGCGACGAUGCACACGCCGACGCACGUCACGGACAAGGCUCUGGCCUUUGCCACGGCUCACAAUGCGGAUGCCGUCGUCUCCAUCGGCGGGGGGAGCACUAUCGGCCUGGGGAAGGCGAUCAGCGUCCGGACAGGCCUGCCGCAUGUGUGCAUCCCGACGACAUACGCCGGCAGCGAGAUGACUCCUAUCCUGGGCGAGACGGCGGAGGGGGUGAAAAAGACACGCUCGGACCCGGCCAUCCUGCCGGGGACAGUCAUUUACGAUGUCGACUUGACUAUGACUUUACCUCCUGCGAUGAGCGCGACCAGCGGGGUCAACGCGAUCGCUCAUGCCGUGGAGGCGUUGUACGCCCGCAACACGAACCCGAUCAUCAAUCUGAUGGCCGUCGAAGGCACCCGGGCUCUGGCGGCAUCUCUACCUGAGAUCGUGGUAGAUUCGAGCUCACAAUCCGCCCGCUCCAAUGCUCUGUAUGGGGCCUGGCUGUGUGGCACCUGUCUCGGCAGCGUGGGCAUGUCGCUGCACCAUAAGCUCUGCCAUACCCUCGGGGGCAGCUUCAACCUGCCACACGCAGAGACACACACGGCCGUCCUGCCGCAUGCCAUUGCGUACAACGCGCCGUAUAUCCCGGAGACCUUGCAGAAGCUAGCUGCCGUGCUCCCGGGAAGCGAAGGGGACGCCAUCACAGGGCUGAAUGUGCUUCUGGACAAACUACAGGUCCAGCGCGGACUGAAGGCGUUUGGCAUGAAGGAAGAGGACAUUGAUCGCGCCGCAGAUAUCGCUGUCAGCAAUCCCUACUGGAAUCCUCGACCCAUCGAGCGAGCGCCUGUCCGGGAGUUGAUCCGCAGGAUUUGGGCGGGAGAGCCGGCGAGAGCGGACUUGUAGGGAAUAGUAAAUAGUAUUCCACAGUGGGAUAGUAUAUAAAGAAUUACACAUAUGGGUGUUGAUAGACAAGAUGUCUCUUAUACUCGAGAUGCUUGGUCCUAUAAGAUGGUCGGGAUUGACAAUCGACAUUAGAACAAACCAUUCAAUAACCCAUUUCACAUUCAAACCAUUGCACCA
Penicilliopsis zonata CBS 506.65 is the source of this 1400-nucleotide messenger RNA. RefSeq lists its product as hypothetical. Bases 150 to 1223 code for a protein of 357 amino acids. Gene Ontology annotation, cellular component: mitochondrion. Lineage: Eukaryota; Fungi; Ascomycota; Eurotiomycetes; Eurotiales; Aspergillaceae. Gene Ontology annotation, molecular function: maleylacetate reductase activity; alcohol dehydrogenase (NAD+) activity; 2-(3-amino-3-carboxypropyl)histidine synthase activity. Gene Ontology annotation, biological process: protein histidyl modification to diphthamide. The record is from RefSeq and is a predicted model, not a curated record. The transcript is spliced from 2 exons.